Messenger RNA from Coccidioides immitis RS, 438 nucleotides. RefSeq lists its product as uncharacterized. The coding region runs from base 1 to 438 and encodes 145 amino acids. The record is from RefSeq and is a predicted model, not a curated record. The transcript is spliced from 2 exons. Lineage: Eukaryota; Fungi; Ascomycota; Eurotiomycetes; Onygenales; Onygenaceae.
AUGAGGCUCAGCUUUCCCUGGAGUUCCCGCAGGUCGACUUCAACUGGCUGGUAUCGAGAUUUAGCGGCUGUUGGCGACGGGGGCUAUGCAGAUAGGACGAAUAUGACUGGCUGCCUCGCCCUCAACUCCGGCAGGACGCUUGGGGAAAACCUGGGGGGCGACUCCACGUUUUCUGACAAACUCCUAAAAGUCACCGACAGAUUUGACCUCUUUACUCGAUGCCCAGUUACCAGUAUGGACGAAGGAAACACGUCCACAUCGUCGUCCGUGACUGCCCGGUCGAAUCCGAGAUACCCUGCUGAGUGGUUAGACACAACGACUCAUCGGGCGAAAAACCAGGAUGUUGUUCAAUACGUAACGUUCGCCCGUCGGUAUUCAGGAUACAGAGCUGUGGAACAUUUAGAGCCUCAUUCCGCCGCCAAAAUCCCAAGGCUGUAA